Molecule: messenger RNA, 1494 nt
Organism: Drosophila hydei
Lineage: Eukaryota; Metazoa; Arthropoda; Insecta; Diptera; Drosophilidae
Exons: 3
Coding region: 94-1494 (466 amino acids)
Source: RefSeq, a predicted model, not a curated record
CCAAUUGUAGCUAUACAUCUAGUAGCCGAUCAUUCAAUAAAUAUAAAUUAAUAACAUUUUUCCAAAUUGUAGUGCACUUAAAUAUUUUUCAGAAUGUUGGAAGGUAGCAAGCACUCGACUCGAUGUAUAAGUGCGCAAGGUCAAUACAUUUUCGAUUUUAAAACUAAACAACCGCUGCUAAGUCUAGGGGCGAUUCCUUAUCUGAAGCCUGUCUGCUCGUUGGAAUUGGCAAGUGAUUUGGAAAACUGCCUAGAAGUCAUUAAUAGUCCAGCUUCAGAAGAGCUCGUGAUGGACUUAUCUUGGCCUGCCACCAGACUCAGCACGAUUUCAUCUAAUCAUAAACUGAACAUUUUUCCCGAGAGUAUCGACUAUUCAAAAUUGUUGUCGUUUGAGUCCGAUUCGCCACACGAUUCGCAUCACAAUUCGAUGGAACUGACUUUGGAGAAACCGAAGCUAGCACAUUACGAAGAGAAGGACAACGACGUAUACUUCAUAGCAGAUAUGGAUCCAGGUUAUGCUGAACUAGAGAAAGUUAUCACGUCCGAUAAUACAGAAGCACCCUCUGUGGUACAGCCCAAGUCUGGAAUACUUAACGAAAUCUUCAGGAGUAGAUUGCUUUCUGCACAGAGUGUGAACGACUUCUUUGUCAAUGCUAAUCAAAUGAGGAUUAGAGUCUCAUACGAUGAUAUUCUGAAGUGUAGACUAUUGACUGCAAAUGUUAUUAAAGACAUUUUACGCGAAGAGCAGCUAGAUUUGCCAACAACUCAAUCUAGCAUUUCUAGCCACCAUUUAGCUUUUUAUAAAAUUAACCUUUUAAGUUGGCAAAAACUUCAUGAGUUUUCUCCGCCCACUUCCGAUGAAAAUAUGAAUCAUUGCCAGCCAGGUCAAAAUUUGAAGCUAAUUGGCAUGUGUCUUGAUAAUACUGAAAUAAAUAUUGAUUCCCCACAAGAGAAACAUUUUGAUAAUCUAAAGAGUACGAGAGAUAAUCAAGUGCGAGCUAAUGGACAUGUAGAUGAUCUAGAAUCAACUGAAUCUAAUGUGGACUUGACCAUUGACCCUGUUGUAACCCGGAAUGAGAAGCUCGAAGGAACACUAAAGACGUUCCUCGAUAUAAGUGAUCCAGGAGUUAUUAGAAAGACAGGUGUUCAGAUAUUCCGCAAGGAAACUAAACUUUUCGCUUUUGACAGUAAAAAGCAAUGGCUUAAGAAAGGCGAAGGCCUGAUUGAGGUUUGGAGACAGCCAAGCACUGGGAACUGUUACAUUCUACUCUGGGACCAGAACUCACAAGAUCUGCUGGUGCAUGUGCCCGUAGAUGGCAAAUGGAGCGUGAAAUAUUCGGCAAAUGCAUCCAACAGCUGUCACUGGCUCUACUACAAUUUCGCGAAUUGUCCUCAAGGAGUUCACCAGCCUCUGUCCUGUAGUUUCACAGACGCAGACGUGGCUUCUCAGUUUGUGCACACUGUGGCCAAUUGUGUAAAGACACCCAUACAUUAA